GAACCAUGUGCGGACAUAAUCGGUAUUUUCAUCUUUUCAGUUAAAAAUGGCUUUUAGUUACAAGCAGUGACUCAGCUGUGAUACUCCGUCUGUCCACAGGGGGGCGGUAUACAUCGCACACACCCCGUCCCGGCGGCUAUUUUUACCCGGGCCCACCGUCUCUGGUGUCGGGUUCCAGCGGCCGUUAGCUCUCCUCUGUGCCCACCACUCACGCCAUGUUGUCAGGGUGAAUCUGUUGCCACAGUUUCCUGACUUUUACCUCAGAUCAAAAGUUCGUUUCCGGGCCGUGUCAGCUGUCAAAGUUCGACGAUGUCGAGUGUGUCGUACCUCAUCUCCAACCUGUUGGAGAAAAUGACAUCUACUGACAAAGACUUCAGGUUCAUGGCCACCAACGACCUGAUGCUGGAGCUGCAGAAGGACAGCAUCAAACUGGACGAGGAGAGCGAGAGGAAGGUGGUGGCCAUGCUGCUCCGGCUGCUGGAGGACAAGAACGGAGAGGUGCAGAACCUGGCGGUGAAAUGCCUGGCCCCUCUGGUGGGGAAGGUGAAGGAGCCUCAGGUGGAGGCCAUGGUGGACGCUCUGUGCUCCAACAUGGCGUCCGAUAAGGAGCCGCUCAGGGACAUUUCCAGCAUGGGGCUGAAGGCCGUGAUCGCCGAGCUGCCGCUGUCUUCGUCGGGUCUGACUCUGACGGCCAGCGUGUGUAAGAAGAUAACCUCCCAGCUGAUCAGCGCUUUGGGAAAACAAGAAGAUGUUUCCGUUCAGUUAGAGGCCCUCGACAUCCUGUCGGACAUGUUGGGAAGGCUCAGUGGGGCACUGGUCAGUUUCCACAGCUCUCUGCUCUCCAGCCUCCUGCCUCAGCUAACGAGCCCCAGGAUGGCGGUCAGGAAGCGCUCCAUCCUGGCCCUGGGUCAGCUGGUGCCCGGCUGUAGCCCCGCCCUCUUCUCCCAGCUGACCGAGCACCUGCUGGCAGAGCUGUCGAAGGGCCCCCCCACCGCCAUGACCAGGACCUACAUCCAGUGCUUGGCCACUGUCAGUCGGCAGGGUGGCCAUCGAGUUGGUGAACACUUGGAGAAGCUGAUCCCAAUGGUGGUCAAGUUCACCGGCGUGGAGGACGACGAGCUCCGGGAGUACUGUUUCCAGGCCUUUGAGGCCUUCUUGCGCAGGUGUCCGAAGGAGAUGUCCCCUCACGUCGCCACGGUGACCCAGCUCUGCCUCAAGUUCAUGACCUUUGACCCCAACUACAACUACGACGGCAGCGAGGAGGAGGACGAAGACAGCAUGGACGUGGAGGACGGACUUGACGAAGAUUCAGACGACGAGUACAGCGACGAUGACGACAUGAGCUGGAAGGUGCGGCGCUCGGCCAUAAAGUGCCUGGAGGCUCUGAUCAGCACGCGCCGGGACCUCCUCCUCUCCUUCUACUCCUCCAUCUGCCCGGUUCUGCUGGUCCGGUUCAAAGAGCGCGAGGAGAACGUGAGGGCCGACGUGUUUUCCGCCUUUUCAGCUCUGCUGAGGCAAACCCGCGCGGGCUCCGCCCAUCAGGGCCUCAUCACGGCCGCCUCAGCGCCGGGGGGGGCCGGCAGGGAGGAGGAGCCAGCAGUUUCCCUGCUCAAAAAACAGAUUCCGGUGAUCGUGAAGGCUGUCCACAGACAGCUGAAGGAGAAGAGCCUUAAGUCUCGGCAGGGCUGCUUCUGCCUCCUCACCGAGCUCGCUCACACUGUUCCUGGAGCCCUGGAGGAGCACAUCCCCGCUCUCAUACCCGGAAUCAUCUUCUGCUUGACAGACAAGUCCACCUCCUCCACCAUGAGGAUCGAUGCUCUCUCUUUCUUCCACGUCCUCCUCCUCUCACAUCCUCCUCAGGCCUUUCAGCCACACAUGCAGGUGCUGCUGCCUGCAGUCUUGGCGUGCGUGGAGGACACUUUCUAUAAGAUCACGUCGGAGGCUCUGCAGGUCACCCAGCAGCUGGUCAAAGUGAUGAGGCCGCAGGGACUGACCGCCACCGCGGGAGCAUUCGACCCCAAACCGUUCGUCAAGGAGGUGUUUUCAGUUACAAUGAAGAGGCUCAAAGCAACAGACAUUGACCAGGAAGUGAAAGAGAGAGCUAUUUCCUGCAUGGGUCACAUGGUGUGCCACCUUGGCGACCACCUGGGGCCGGAGCUGCAGGGAGUCUUGGCGAUCUUUCUGGAGAGAUUAAAAAAUGAGAUAACACGGCUCACGGCGGUUAGAACCAUCACCCUCAUCUCUGCUUCUCCUCUCAAGAUUGAGCUGUCCUCCAUCCUGCCAGAGACGGUGUCUGUGUUGGGGUCCUUCUUGAGAAAGAACCAGCGGGCCCUGAAGCUGGGCACGUUGGCGUGCCUCACCUCGCUGGUCACCCAUCACUCUGCCAGCAUCAAGCCCGCCGCCCUGGAGCCCAUGCUGAGCGAGCUCCCCCCCCUGGUGGAUGAAAGUGACAUGCACGUGUCUCAGGUAUCCAUCACCUUGCUGACAUGUUUGGCCAAAGCCUGCCCCUCAUCUCUGGCUAAAAUCAGCUCGUCCGUGCUCCCGGGGGUCUUCAGGCUCAUUCACUCCCCGCUGCUGCAGGGCGGCGCGCUGCUGGCCAUUCUGGACUUCCUCCAGGCCAUAGUCCAGUCCAAGGCCACUAACCUGGGCUACAGUCAGCUGCUAAAGUCCCUGACCGAGCCCUUUCAGAGCUCCAAGUCCUCUGUGGACAGCAGCGUCCUGCACAGACAGUCCUACCACUCCGUGGCUCGCUGUGUGGCUGCUCUGUCCUCGGCUUCUCCCAAAGACACGCCCGGCACUGUGAGCGGCCUCAUACAGCAGGUGAAGAGUCCCGGCUCUCCGGAGUCUGCUCGGGUCCUGGCUCUCCUGUGUCUGGGGGAGGUGGGGCGGAGCGGCAGCAGUCUGGGGGGGGGUAAGGAGGUGCAGGGCGUCAUCCUAGAGGCCUUCUCCUCCACCAGUGAGGAGGUGAAGACAGCAGCCUCCUGUGCUCUGGGCAGCAUGGCGGUGGGGAACCUGAGCGAGUACCUGCCCGUCCUGUUGAAAGAGAUCUCAGCUCAGCCGCGCAGGCAGUACCUGCUCCUACACUCACUCAAAGAGGUCAUCAGCGACUGUCCAGCCUCUAGUCUCACGCCCCACGUGGAGUCUAUCUGGGCUUUGCUCUUCCAGCACUGCGAGAGUCAGGAGGAAGGGACCAGGAACCUGGUGGCUGAAUGUUUGGGAAAGCUGACGUUAGUCAACCCGGCACAACUUCUGCCCAGACUCAGACAGCAGCUUAAAGCGGGUUCUCCUCUGGCUCGCAGCACGGUGGUGACGGCCAUCAAGUUCACCAUCGUCGACCAUCCGGCUCCCAUAGACUCGCUGUUAAAAGACUGCAUAGGGGAUUUCCUGAAAACAAUCCAGGAUAACGACAUCAACGUGCGUCGCGUCGCCUUGGUGAUGUUUAACUCGGCCGCCCACAACAAGCCGUCCCUGAUCCGCGGCCUCCUGGGAACCGUGCUGCCUCACCUCUACAAGGAGACCCAGAUCAGGAAGGACCUCAUCAGAGAGGUGGAGAUGGGGCCAUUCAAACAUACCGUGGACGAUGGAUUGGAUGUCCGUAAAGCCGCGUUCGAGUGCAUGUACACUCUGCUGGACAGCUGCCUGGAGGGGCUGGACGUCCUGCAGUUCCUGGAUCAUGUAGAGGAAGGACUCAAAGAUCACUAUGACAUCAGAAUGUUGACCUUCUUGAUGCUGGCCAGACUGGUGUCUUUGAGUCCUGCUGCUGUCCUUCAAAGGCUGGACCGACUAGUGGAGCCCCUGAAAGCAACCUGCACCACCAAGGUGAAGGCCGGCUCGGUGAAGCAGGAGUUUGAGAAGCAGGAGGAGCUGCGGCGCUCGGCCAUGCGGGCGGUGGCCGCCCUGCUGGCCGUGCCGGAGGUGGAGAGGAGCCCCAGCAUGGCCGACUUCGCCAACCAGAUCCGAUCCAACGCCGACAUGGCCUCCAUGUACCAGAGCAUCCAGGGAGGGGAAGGAGGGGGCGUGGGGCCCACAGAGAGCAUGGAUAUGAGCUAA
This is a messenger RNA of Menidia menidia (Atlantic silverside), 4050 nucleotides long. The record is from the annotation of a GenBank genome assembly. NCBI's taxonomy places the organism in Eukaryota, Metazoa, Chordata, Actinopteri, Atheriniformes, Atherinopsidae.